Arachis ipaensis is the source of this 948-nucleotide messenger RNA. Lineage: Eukaryota; Viridiplantae; Streptophyta; Magnoliopsida; Fabales; Fabaceae. The record is from RefSeq and is a predicted model, not a curated record.
AUGGGCCUUGUUCGCCUGCAUCACAAUCACUGUAUCUUGUUUCAGGACAUUUUGAAUGCUUUAAGAAUCCCCCAUGCACUUGUUCUUGAAAGAAGUUUUGACAGACCAAACUUAAAGUAUGAAGUGAUUGCAAAGACUAAGGAACCGCUGAAGCAGCUGGGACAGCUGCUAGUGGAUCGUUUCAGGAAUCAGUGUGGAAUUGUUUACUGCCUCUCGAAAAGUGAAUGUGUCGAGGUCUCAAAAUUUUUGAAUGAGACAUGUCAGACUAAAACAGCGUAUUACCAUGCUGGCAUGGCUGCCCGCCAAAGAGUUGCUGUUCAAAGGAAAUGGCAUGAUGGAGAGGUUCAUGUUGUCUGUGCAACUAUUGCUUUCGGAAUGGGGAUAGACAAAUCUGAUGUUCGCUUCGUUGUCCAUAAUACAAUGUCAAAAUCAGUUGAAAGUUAUUAUCAAGAAUCAGGAAGGGCCGGAAGGGAUAAUCUUCCUGCAGUUUGCAUUGUAUUGUACCAGAAGAAGGAUUUCAGCCGAGUAGUAUGCAUGAUAAGAAAUGGUCAAGGAUAUAAAAAGGAGAGCUUUAAGACAGCAAUGGAUCAAGCGAAAAAGAUGCAACAGUACUGUGAACUUAAGGUUGAAUGUCGGAGACAAACUUUACUCAAACACUUCGGAGAAUCUUUUGACAGAAAAGGCUGCAAGUAUGGAUCUAAUCCAUGUGAUAACUGUCUCAACACUGCACUAUGAGUUGUUGUUACAUUCAAUUUUCGAGUAUGAUAUUCUAACAAACUCUGGAACAGUGUACCUUGGAAGCUUUUUGUUUUUGCUAGUUAUUCUAUUUGUAUAUCUCUAUUGUAGAUUUGCAUUUUGCGUAGCAAGUUGUUCCUAUUUCUAGAAGUUGUGAAUUCUACUCUCGACAUUGCAAUUAAUUACUUUCAGAUAAUUCCUUUUUGGUGAUUA